Molecule: messenger RNA, 825 nt
Organism: Sarcophilus harrisii (Tasmanian devil)
Lineage: Eukaryota; Metazoa; Chordata; Mammalia; Dasyuromorphia; Dasyuridae
Gene: CISD3
Product: CDGSH iron sulfur domain 3
Exons: 4
Coding region: 121-510 (129 amino acids)
Cellular component (GO): intracellular membrane-bounded organelle
Molecular function (GO): 2 iron, 2 sulfur cluster binding
Source: RefSeq, a predicted model, not a curated record
GGGCGCGGGCGCGGGGCGGGCGCCCCCGCGGGAGAGCCGGAGGCCGCACCGGGACGCCGGCGGCGAAGGUGACCCGGACGCGGGGCGGGGCCGCAGGCGGAGCCGCGGCGCAGCGCGACAAUGGCCAGCGCGGCGGCCGGACUGCGCGCCGUGGGCAGCCGGGCCGCGGGUGCAGAGCUGAGGUGGAACCAGAUCAGGGUGUUCUCUUCUUGGCUGGACAAAUGGAUUCCAAGGAAGAAGCCUCUGGUUGCUCAAAAAAAGCCCAUUAAGGUGUUCCUGAAGGCAGGGAAAACAUAUAAAUGGUGUGUGUGUGGCCGAAGUAAGAACCAGCCCUUCUGUGACGCCUCCCACCUCUUCCAGGCAACAGGCCUGUUCCCUCUCAGGUUCAAAGUUGAAGAAGACCGUUCAGCCUUUCUUUGUGCCUGCAAGGCAACCUCGAAGCCCCCCUACUGUGACGGCACUCACAAGAGUAACCGGGUACAAAAUGCCCAGGAGGGCUCCUCACUCUGAGUGGUCCCACAGCAGAGGCCUUAGGUUUGGGUUGGCGACCUCCCUUCCAGGCACCUUGAAGGGCUCACCCAUUCUUGGGAGCCUGCCUGCCAUCCCACCAAGAGAUCCCCCCAAGACCCUUCUAUUCCUCCACACCCCGGCCUAGACUCUACUUGUCUCCCUGGAGGUGGGAGGCUUUUGGUGUCAUUGUCUGGAUUUGAUCUCUUGUCCUGUUGUUGGAGUGUAAGGAUUCUUGGUCCCCUCCCCCCACAGUCUAGAACCCAGGAGCAAUGUAUUCAUCCCCAUCGGGCACCAUUAAAUAUACUUAGAAAUGGU